Molecule: messenger RNA, 3319 nt
Organism: Brienomyrus brachyistius
Lineage: Eukaryota; Metazoa; Chordata; Actinopteri; Osteoglossiformes; Mormyridae
Gene: gk5
Product: glycerol kinase 5
Exons: 16
Coding region: 1060-2610 (516 amino acids)
Biological process (GO): triglyceride metabolic process; glycerol-3-phosphate biosynthetic process; glycerol metabolic process
Cellular component (GO): mitochondrion
Molecular function (GO): glycerol kinase activity
Source: RefSeq, a predicted model, not a curated record
UAUAUAUAUAUAUAUAUAUAUAUAUAUAUAUAUAUAUAUAUAAAAUCCCCCCCACCAUCAGAUAAUGCAGUUUAGCCACAUCAAUUGUCCUGGCAGCUAUUAACACACUGAGGCAUGCGUUUGUUGGUCCGCUGGAUUUCAAACUUGUAUGCUGCUUCGCGUCACUUGCUUUAAAAAUUUGUAGUUCUUUUCUGAUCAACUGGCAGGAGAAAAAAAUACUUUUAAAGACACAAUUAUGUUUUAAAGUAUUAAUGAAAUGUAUCAGUGCACCAUUUCGUUUCCCUUUAAUCUGAAUCGUUUAUCAAUGGAAAAUACGUUUUGUAUCCUUUCAUGUUUCUGGAAAUAAAGUCUUGCCAUCCUGCUAUGUAUUUGUACGUUUUAUGGCGUUCUAAGAGUAGUUCCUGUGACUCAUUUGAAGAUUGGCGUUACCGUGCGAUUCAGCAUUUAACGUGUUCAUCCCCUCGGCGCUUGCCGUACAAAGUAAAUUACUGUGAGUUCGCGGGAUUUUUAUUGUUGCCCUUAAUGAAUCGAACUUUAUGUAACUUUGUUUUCGUUGAUGCUUUGUGCUCAUUUCUCUUAAGUAAUUUCUAUAUUAGACAAGAGGAAACCUCUUUUACACUGUUAAUCACUGUACGGUGUUGUCAUUCUAAUAAAUGACAUGUGAUGUUGAUGAUAAUGAUGAAGUAGAAAUAUGCUACAGAAUCAGGCUGUGUCUGUCCGUGUGUGUGGGAGGGUUAUACAGCAUUCAGAGCUACGUCCCGUCGAACUGGCGGCUGUUAGCAGCGAAGCUAACUGGAUCGCUGCCCGUUACGUUGGCAUUCGGUCCUAUCGGCCCCCGUGUUAAUCGGUACCAUGCGUCGUCUUUUUAAUCAUUAAUCGGAACCACCGAUCUCCUGAUUUAAAUGAACAAGUCACUUGGCCUUUGCCUCGGGUUAGUGUAACUCCACCCCAUGGAGGCGCUGCGUCUCAUUGCCAAGGCCAGCUUGCCCAACCGGUCUAUGAAUACGGAUACGCCGCUGUGUCGGUAGGCAGCGGGCCGCCCCGGUUCGAUUUGCAGCGAUGGCCCCGCGGCGGAGCUACAUCGUGUCGGUGGAUGUGGGCAGCACUUCGGUCAGAAGUCACGUCUAUGACGGGCAAGGCCGGGUGCGGGGAUCCUGCCGAGCCGAGCUGUCGCCGCUGUACCCGGAGCCCGGCCGGGUCGAGUUCGAUCCCGAAGCGCUGUGGCGGUGUUUCGUGGACGUAGUGAAAGGAGCCGUUCGCGACUCCGGUGUGCAGAUGAGCCAUGUGGCAGCCCUGGGCAUCUCCACGCAGAGAGCAACUUUUACUACCUGGGACAGGUGGACAGGUGAGCCUUUCCACAACUUCAUUAGCUGGCAGGACCUGCGUGCAGCGGAGCUUGUUCGGUCGUGGAACCAGUCCUGCACAAUGAAGGCUGUCCAUGGGGUGAUGAAGGUACUGCAUGUCCUGACCAGGCAGAAGCGCUUCCAGGCGGCCAGCCUCGUGGUCUUCACCACCCAGCACGUCUCCCUCCGGCUGGUCUGGGUGCUGCAGCACUAUAGCCAGGUGUGUAAAGCUGUACAGGAGAACCGAUGCUGCUUUGGGACCAUUGACACUUGGCUGCUCUUCAAACUCACAAAAGGUGCGGUCCAUGCGACGGACUACUCCAAUGCAAGCUCGACAGGGAUAUUUGACUCGUACCAGAUGCGUUGGAGUAGUUUCUUGUGCUCUCUUGUAUCCCUGCCGCUGUCCAUUUUACCCACUGUGCACGACACUGGUCAUAACUUUGGCUCCACGGAUCCCACCAUCUUCGGCACGUCCCUGCCCAUCAUGUGUGUGGUGGCGGACCAGCAGGCAGCCAUGUUUGGGGAGUGCUGCUUUGACACGGGAGAUGUGAAGAUCACCAUGGGAACUGGAACGUUCAUCGACAUCAACACGGGGAGCAAGCCGCACACCUCUGUGGCGGGGCUCUAUCCCUUGGUGGGCUGGAAGAUUGGGCCAGAUGUGGUCUACCUGGCUGAAGGCAAUGCAGCUGACACUGGGACAGCCAUCAAGUGGGCACAGCGGCUGGAGCUCUUUUCAGAUGAGAAGGAAACGGAGACGAUGGCAAACAGUGUGGAGGAUUCAGACGGGGUGUGCUUUGUGCCGUCCUUCAGUGGCCUGCAGGCUCCACUCAACGACCCCAUGGCUUGUGCCUCCUUCAUGGGUCUUAAACCUUCCAGUACCAAGAACCACCUCGUCCGGGCGAUUCUGGAGUCCGUAGCGUUCAGGAACAAGCAGCUCUAUGAUGUCAUGCUGCAGGAAACUCGGAUCCCCAUCACCAAGGUCAGGGCGGAUGGGGGAGUCAGCACCAACGAUUUCAUCAUGCAGAUAACCGCCAACCUGCUGGGGAAGAAAGUGGAGCGCUCAAGUCAUUUCGACAUGUCCAGCCUGGGUGCGGCUUUCAUCGCAGGGCUGGUAGUGGGCUUCUGGAAGAGUCUGGGGGACCUUAAACGGUUGCACCACUCCGAGCAGGUGUUUGUGCCACUGGUGGAGCGCCGACUCUACACGCCAGUGCUGCAGGGAUGGGAGAAAGCAGUACACCGCUCUAUGCAUUGGUAUAGCAAGACCUGACGAAAUGCUCUGCUGAGCUGAGGAUGGCAUCCCCUGGGGACCAGCAAUGACACUACAGCGCCGGGGCCAAACCUCAGACUUUGCUAUAGCUAACGAUUAACCCGUUUAAGACUUAUUAUUAGAGAAUCUGUAUGUGAUGAUCAGCAGCUGGUGUGUAUACAGCCCCUUGUUCCUCUACAGCUGCAGAAAUACAGUGAAAGGCAUUUUUUAAGUGACUGUUAAUUGAAGAUAUCUUUCUCAUGGGAACAAAGGGGCAAUGUCACUGUGCAGAUUAUUCAGUAUUUUUGCACUGUUGUGUUGCAGUUUACACACUGUGCAUGACCAAUGUUCUGAAGACAUCUCUGCUUGGAGACCUUUACUCUUUGAGAGCCAUGUGAUCCCCGAAUGAUCUCUAAGGACACUUGGGGCACCCAUGCAGAAUGAGGACCUUAUGAAGGUGCUACACAGGCUACAGACCCGGCGGCAGCAAUUCUGCUGUAGUUUCAGUGUUUACAGCUCAUGAGGUGGCAUUUAUGGGAUGAUUCCUCAACCAAAAAAAUGUGAUUUCCUGUAGAAGAUAUGGACUGCCUGUUUGUGCCCUCCUUCAGGUGAAUGAGCACUGUCCUGCAUCCUGUCUGUUUCUGUGCCAGAGUGUUCAGUUCUAUUCAUGGUGAUUCAGGUUGUUCUGAGUUUUUAACAUCAUUAAAAUCAGUGAAACAUUUUGACUCAA